Messenger RNA from Trichogramma pretiosum, 1917 nucleotides. Its product is annotated as cytochrome P450 6k1-like. Gene Ontology annotation, molecular function: heme binding; iron ion binding; monooxygenase activity. The record is from RefSeq and is a predicted model, not a curated record. Lineage: Eukaryota; Metazoa; Arthropoda; Insecta; Hymenoptera; Trichogrammatidae. The coding region runs from base 102 to 1643 and encodes 513 amino acids. The transcript has 5 exons.
UACUCAGUUUUGAUCGAAUCGUCAAAAGCACAAUACUUGCUGCACAAUUAUGGUUAUCUGAAUUUUCAAACGUUCUACUUACAUUUAAAAGUUCUAAGAAAAUGGCUUUACUAACACAAUUUUGGGGUUUAGAUAUUUUAAUAUGUGCAUUUAGUUUAGUUUUAUGCGUUUACCUUUACGCGGUGAGAAAUUUCAACUAUUGGAAGAGAAGAGGAUUUAAAGAAAUUCCACCAACAGCAGUAUUUGGUAAUUUUACGGAAUGUUUUUUGGCCAGAAAACCUCUCGUCAAUGUUCUGAAUGACAUUUAUGAGUACGAAAAAAAUGAACCCUCCGUUGGUUUUUACGUGUUGGAUAAGCCGUACUUACUUCUUCGAGAUCCAGAAUUGAUAAAACAUGUUUUGAUUAAGGAUUUUGCUAACUUCACCGGAAGAGUAGCUGAUUCAUAUAAAACAGAUGAUGUUGGAAAGUUUAAUCUUUUUGUUUUACGCAAUCCAGAUUGGAAAUACAUACGACAAAAAAUAUCACCCAUUUUUACCUCUGGAAGAUUAAAAAAAAUGUUAGAUCUUAUGUUAGAAAUUGAUAAAGAUUUAGAUCAGUACAUGAAAACAACCGUAGGAGAAGGUAAAAUUGUUAAAUUGGAAGUUAAAGAUAUAUGCGCUAAAUUCACGACAGAUGUUAUUGGAAUAACUGCGUAUGGCAUGCGAUUUAAUGCUUUAUCCGAUGAAAAUUCUUACAUUCGCAAAGUCGGAAAGACCAUAUUUAAAAAAUCAUACAAACGUCACCUAGAAUUUUUGUCAACAUUAUUAGUACCGUCGAUUGUGGAUUUUUUUGGUUUUCAUUUACUUGGUAAGGCUUCAUCGCAAUUCCUAAGUGAUCUUUUUUAUAGAGCUAUGAAAGAAAGAUUAGACUCUGGGACCAAACGAGCCGAUUUGAUAGAUUUUUUGAUCGAUUUGAAAAAAGAGCAAGAAAAUGGACUGGCGAAAAGUGAACGAAAAAUCCAUGAUGGUCAAUUGAUCGCUCAAGCUGCAAUUUUUUUUACCGGUGGAUUUGAAACAUCUUCAACAACUAUGUCAUUUGCAUUGUAUGAAUUAGCAAAUAAUCCAGAUGUUCAACAAAAACUACGAGAAGAAUUGUUAGAUGUAUUGGAAAUGAAUAAUGGAAAAGUGACUUAUGACAUGUUGAUGAACUCACUUCCGUAUUUGGAAAUGGUCAUAUCAGAAACUUUAAGAAUGUAUCCAAUUUUGCCCUAUUUAGACAGGAAGCCAGAAAAAAAUUAUCAAUGUCCUAUAACAAAACUUGUUAUACCAGCUGGUACACCUAUAGUUGUACCAAUGAGAUCUAUUCAUAUGGAUUCUAAAUAUUUUCCACAUCCAGAGCAAUUUGACCCAAGCCGUUUUUCCGAAGAAAACAAAAUUAACAUUACACCUAAUACUUACUUUCCUUUUGGAGAUGGACCAAGAAUAUGUGUUGGAAUGAGAUUAGGAAUGAUACAGACGAAGCUAGGCUUGAUUCGCCUUAUAUCAAAUUAUGAAUUUUCACCAUGUCCCGAAACUCUGAGAGUCAUGCAAUUUGAUAAUAUGAGUGCUUUUUUGUCUUCGGCCGCUGAUAUAGUAUUAAACGUUAAACGUAUUUCAACCAGAUGAGUAAUAUGCAGCUCAGGAUGGUUAUAUAUUUUUGUUACUCUGCUUUAUGUUGUUAUUGUAUAAUCAUUAAUGUCGUAGAAACUGUGCUGAUGUAAAACAUAUUAAAUUUUACAGUAUUUUAUUAAACAUCAAAAUAGUAUAUAUUACAAAAACUAAGUUAGGGCUGCGAAAAAUGUAUACAAAAAAGUCAAAAAAUUAAUUGUCAUUUUGGUUAUACAUGUUAUUCUGCAGGUUAACUUGUUUUGUGUAAUAUUAAAGUUUUUAAUUGAAUGAA